ACAUUCCGCAUUUGGCAACAUGUCCUCUUUCGUUUCAAGGUCUGUCUUCAGACGACUUUGUCAAAUCAAGCAGCAAGAACCAACAUUUUUCUCAAAGUGCUUGUUCCACAGAGGUGUGCCUGCUCUUUCAUCUACAGAAGACCCUACUGCCGAUGGACGACAGACGGUGACCCUUGUUCCUGGUGAUGGUGUUGGACCAGAACUUAUGCAGAGUGUCAAGGACGUCUUCCAGUCUGCAGGAGUUCCUGUCAAGUUUGAAGAAAUUUACUUGAGUGAGACCAAUCCAUCAAUGAGUGCAAGCUUGGAGACAGCUGUAAAAUCUUUCAAAAAGAAUGGAGUAGGGCUGAAAGGAAUCAUUAAUUCCCCCACUCAUUUGAAGGGUGGCAUUUUACAAACCCUGAAUAUGAAAAUAAGAACAGAAAUGGAUCUUUUUGCUAAUGUGGUGGUCAUAAAAAGUUUGCCUGGAUUUAAAACAAGACACAAGAAUCUUGACUUUGUCAUUAUCAGGGAGCAAACAGAGGGGGAAUACAGUGCAUUAGAACAUGAGACAGUCCCAGGAGUGGUAGAGAGUCUAAAAAUUAUCACAAGGAAAAACUCCAAGAGAAUCGCCAAAUUUGCCUUUGAUUAUGCCAUGAAGCACAACAGAGAAAAGGUUACAGCGGUCCACAAAGCUAACAUCAUGAAAUUGGGAGAUGGUUUAUUCAUCCAAUGCUGUGAAGCAGUGGCAAAGUUUUACCCAAAGAUCAAGUUUGACACCAUGAUUAUUGACAAUUGUUGUAUGCAGCUGGUUUCUAACCCCCACCAGUUUGAUGUCAUGGUGAUGCCCAAUCUCUAUGGUAACAUUGUUGACAACCUAGCAGCUGGUUUAGUGGGUGGAGCUGGUGUAGUUCCAGGAGAAAGUUACAGUACAGAUGUGGCUGUGUUUGAACAGGGAGCCAGACAUGCAUUUGCUGAAGCCAUAGGAAAGAACAUUGCCAAUCCUACAGCCACUCUGCUGUCUGCCUGUAACAUGCUGAAACACAUCCAUCUGGAUUAUCAUGCAAAACUCAUAGAGGACGCGGUACACAGGGUUAUCAAGACACAGAAGGUGAAGACCCGUGACAUGGGAGGGUACGCCUACACUACAGACUUUACACAUUCUGUCAUUGACAGCUUACAACAGAUCUGACCGUCACAUACUCUAGAUUUUAUUUAUUGUGUUCAUAGGUCUCUAUGUUUUAACAUUAGAUAAUUACUGUUAGUUGUUAAUCUUUUUGUACAUGCUUUUUGCAAUGUAUGUUGUUAAACUCACUUAUUUUUGUUUUUUAAGAUCUGUAAAUUGUUGGUGAAAAAUUAC
Molecule: messenger RNA, 1336 nt
Organism: Saccostrea cuccullata (small rock oyster)
Lineage: Eukaryota; Metazoa; Mollusca; Bivalvia; Ostreida; Ostreidae
Product: isocitrate dehydrogenase [NAD] subunit beta, mitochondrial-like
Exons: 10
Coding region: 20-1168 (382 amino acids)
Biological process (GO): tricarboxylic acid cycle; isocitrate metabolic process
Cellular component (GO): mitochondrion
Molecular function (GO): oxidoreductase activity, acting on the CH-OH group of donors, NAD or NADP as acceptor; NAD binding; magnesium ion binding
Source: RefSeq, a predicted model, not a curated record